Molecule: messenger RNA, 1506 nt
Organism: Eimeria maxima
Lineage: Eukaryota; Apicomplexa; Conoidasida; Eucoccidiorida; Eimeriidae
Product: Genomic scaffold old, msy_sf_4, related
Exons: 10
Coding region: 1-1506 (501 amino acids)
Biological process (GO): mRNA pseudouridine synthesis; tRNA pseudouridine synthesis
Cellular component (GO): nucleus; cytoplasm
Molecular function (GO): pseudouridine synthase activity; RNA binding
Source: RefSeq, a predicted model, not a curated record
AUGAGAAACAAAGAAGAAGAUGCAGUCGUUGACACAAGCCCUCAGCACGAGGGACGGAGGCGCCCACGCUACAACGGCGGCGGCAGCAGCAGCAGCAGAGAGGAGCGCGCAACCAGUCCCUCUAGCAACAUGUGGAUGCCUCAUGGACAUUCUGAGGGCCCCUCAGGUGUUCACACUAAGCCCAAGAAGAAGCAAAAGGCCUUCGAUUGGAGGCGGGCGCAGCGGCAGCGGGUGCUGCUGAAAAUUGCGUACAACGGGGAGGCUUACGCAGGUCUUGCCGCACAGGCAGAGACGUCCAACAUUUUAACAGUUGAAGGCGAGCUGUUUAAAGCUCUAGAAAAAGCAUGUCUAAUACCCAAUAGAGCAGCCUGCAACUUUUCGCGGUGCGGACGUACAGACAAGGGAGUGCAUGCGGCAGGGAAUUAUAUCUCUUUAGACCUGCGCAUAUUAAAGUCGAAAACGGAAGAAAAAGAGGGAGAUUGUAGGGUGUAUGUGUUACUCAUCAAUAAGCUUCUGCCCCCAGACAUCCGCAUCCUUGCCGCCACUCUUGUGCCACCGACGUUCGAUGCUCGGUUUGACUGUUUGUAUCGGGUGUACAAAUACUUUUUCAGCUUAACGGGGCUGGACCUGCAAAAGAUGCAGAAGGCGGCCAGUAGAUUCACAUCUGCACGCGAAUCUCUCUGUAUUCUAUACCAUGUUAUGCAUGUUUGUGUCGGCCGUUGCGUAUUUGCCCUCUUUUGGUUCUUGCUCAGAUCCCGUGUAUUUGCAUGGCGUCGGGUCAUUCGCUUUGACCUGGAGACACAUGGAAGCGGCUUUGCGGUGGCAACCAUCGUCCGCUUCAUGAUGGCUGCACUUAUGGAAGUUGGAAGAGGUGCGCAGCCUGCAACUUUUAUUUCGGACUUGUUAAAAGAAGGAGAAGAGGUGGAAGCAGCAGAAGAGGCCCAAAGAGCUGCUACUGCUGCUGGGCUGACAUCUGCAGCAGCUGCAGGGAACGAAGGUGCAGAGACAGCAGCAGCAAUUAGAGAGGUACAAACACAAAGGGAAGGCCGCCAGGGGCUCAGCCCGGCUCCUGCUUGCAACCUUGUAUUAUACGACUGCUGCUUUGAGGGCCUGUACUUCAGCCGCUCAGGCGUCGUGAACCUCCUCAUGGGGUUUCAAAGGAGCAGCAGCACCACCAGCAGCAGCGGUUUUGUAGCAAGUAAAGCGGCAGAAGGCACAGGCAAGACGGAGAUGCACGGAGUAGCCAAAGAAGCCAGAGGCACAAACAACUCGGAAAACGAAUAUCAAAAAGGUCCCAUCGUUGACGUUGCAGCAGCGCAACAACAUGGAGAGACCCCUCGGCCUGCUGCUGCUGAUGCACACCCACAGCAAGAUAGCAACUGCCAGUUUGCGCUUCCCCCCUGCAGCACCGAAGAAUCACGGACCUUUCAGGAGGAGUAUCUUCGUUCUGCGCAACGGUUGAUGGUGCUCAAGUGCCUUUGCGAGCACUCUUUCCCUCCAUGGUGA